This is a messenger RNA of Penicillium macrosclerotiorum, 1215 nucleotides long. RefSeq lists its product as uncharacterized. The transcript is spliced from 2 exons. Lineage: Eukaryota; Fungi; Ascomycota; Eurotiomycetes; Eurotiales; Aspergillaceae. The coding region runs from base 1 to 1215 and encodes 404 amino acids. Gene Ontology annotation, molecular function: glycosyltransferase activity. The record is from RefSeq and is a predicted model, not a curated record.
AUGAUCCUGACAAUCCCAGAUGAGUACCGCGACAAGGUGGAACUGAUUGAGACUACGGAUUCCCGGACAGAUGAAGAAAUCAUCUCAAGCCUCUUGGAAUACAAGCCAGUCACAUCAGAGAAAAAUGUUUGGGCUUAUUGGCAUUCUGGAUUGAGCAAUAUGCCCAAAUGGAAUCAGAGAAAUGUCAUUGACUGGGUCCGCAUCCUUGGCCCGGAGUGGACCAUCCGUGUUUUGGACAGUAUCCCGGGAUCUAUCAAUAACAUCCUUCAAUUUAUCCCGGAGAGUAUUAUGCCUCCUGCGUUCAUAGAUCGAACCAUGGAUGGACCGUUUGUGGGCCAGCAUGGAGCUGAUCUGACACGCACAGCCUGUCUAUAUGAGCACGGUGGAGUAUGGAUGGAUGUUGGAAGUUUUCUCAUGAGACAUCUCGAUCGUGUUUGCUGGAAAGAAUUGGAAGAUCCAAAGUCACCAUAUAAGGUGGCUAUAUUUAUGCUCUGGGGCCUUGCAGGAGGCAAUUUCUUCGUGGCCGCUCGGAAGAAAGACCCUUUGAUCUUCCAAUGGCAUCGUCUCUUCUCAUAUAUAUGGGGUGACAAGAAAAGCAUUGAGGGGAGUUUGUCCCAUCCUCUCAUUGCACCAAUCUUGCCCCAGUUUGCUGAGCAUAUGUCGGAAAGCUUUGAUUAUGACUGGAUCAAUUUUGACGUUGCCCUCAGCUAUGCCACGCAGAUCAUAUGUCUCACUCGCCUUUUCUGUCUCGAAGAGAACGAGAAUGGCGAGGAUGGACAGGCGUUCUCCGGGGUUGACUACUGGCGAAAUCAUGUUCUAGCCUUGGAUGGAGGAGAAGAGACUGCUCGUGUAGAGUGGCAAAGGACUUUUGUGGGAUGGGGUCAACGGGCUCUUGACAUGCUAACGCUCCCAUGCUCGGGACCCGACGCCGAUCCGACAUCAACAAAAUACAAGGAGGCCGAAACCAUGGUAUGGGAUAUGCUUGCCAACUCAACGAUCUGGAAAGUCACACAUGCGCAGGGCUUAACACAUACUCCUCAACUCGGAGUUCUACUGGAUAUGCCCGAGAACGAGAGCAAAGAUGUAACACCAAACACAUUCGGCGAGCUACUCCGAUAUGGUUCAACGCAUCUCCGCCAAAAGAGAGAACAUGUGGCAAGAUUCCCCAAGCGAGAGCCAACUGUGACUUGGAAGAAGGGAGUUCUAGAGCCAUAA